GGUUACGUAGUGAAAGUGUUGGGUCAUGUGAGGAGGGACCAAGCACACCCCAUCAGCCACCGCGGCGGCGGAAAUAGAGUCUACUCCGAGCUUGCGCCCUGCAGUUCUCGGUCUCUGAGAGCUCGGUGACGAGCCAUGCCGCCCGAUAGGAGCGUGGUGUCCAAGCGCGGCCAGGACUGGAACCGGGGCGGCAGCGUGCGCCGUGGUCGGGGCAGGGGCCUGGGCCGAGGCCGGGGUCGGAAUCGGGAGGUCUCCAAAACGGCUCGUUUGGUUCGGAAAAAGAUCUCUCCCCGGCCCGAUGGCGGACCUGCGCCCAUCUCCUCGGCAGACGAGCAGAGGCGGCUCCAGCAACUGCACCAGCUGACCCUGGGCGUCGACAAGCCGGCGAUCGAGCGGUGUCUGGAGGAGCUGGUGUUCGGUGACGACGCCGUAGACGAAGAGGACUUGCUGCUGGGGCGGCUGCGGAGCCUCGGGGAUGGUAUCCAUGAAGACUCUAGUGACUCAGAAGUGGAGAGUGAAGCAAGAAGUAAUAUUCCUUCCAAAAAGAAGCCAGCUUGGGUAGAUACUGAAGAUGAAGAUGAAGAAGAAAUUGACAUGACUCAUCGGUUUCGGAAAAAUAUGAUAAAAAAUGCAGGGGAAAAGAAACUCUCUAAAGACAAACUCCAAAGGAGACUUAAAGAGGAAUUUCAGCAUGCAAUGGGUGGAACACCUGCCUGGGCAGAAAUUAACAAGAAGAAGAUACAUUCAGAAGAUGAAAGUGAUGAGGAUGAAGAUGACCUCUUGAAAAGGACGGGAAAUUUUAUAACCACAUCAGCUUCUUUACCACGUGGAAUCCUGCAGAUGAAGAGCUGCUUGAAUGCAAAUGCUGAACGUCCUUCUUCUGCUAAGAUCUCCUCAGUGCAGUUCCAUCCUUGUGCUCAAGUUAUUAUGGUUGCUGGUUUGGAUAAUGCUAUAUCCCUAUUUCAGGUUGAUGGAGAAACAAAUCCUAAAAUCCAGAGCAUCUAUUUAGAACAAUUUCCUGUCUAUAGGGCCCGUUUCAGUGCCAAUGGAGAAGAAGUGCUAGCCACAAGUAAUCUCAGCAAGAUACUUUAUGUGUAUGACAUGAUGGGUGGAAAUAUAAUUCCUGUGCAUCAAGUAAGGGGUUUAAAGGAGAAGUUUGUCAGAAACUUUGAAGUAUCUCCAAAUGGAUCUUUUUUACUCUUAAAUGGUUCUUCAGGAUAUUUUCAUCUACUUUCAAUGAAGACUAAAGAAUUGAUUGGCAGUAUGAAAAUAAAUGGAAAGGCAGCUGCAUCAGCUUUCUCAUCAGAUAGCACAAAGAUAUAUGCCAGCUCUGUGGAUGGUGAAGUUUACAUUUGGGAUGUGAAUUCCAGGAAAUGUCUGAACAAAUUUACUGAUGAAGGGUGUUUGCGUGGAUUAAGCAUUGCUGUGUCUAGGAAUGGACAAUAUGUUGCUUGUGGUUCUAGUUCUGGUGUGGUAAAUAUCUAUAAUCAAGAUACUUGUCUUCGAGAAAGUAACCCGAAGCCAAUAAAAGCCAUAAUGAAUUUGGUUACUGGAGCUACUUCUAUGGUCUUCAAUCCUACCACAGAAAUUCUAGCUAUAGCUUCUAAUGAAACAAAUGAAGCUGCUAGAUUGGUUCAUCUACCUUCUUGUACAGUAUUUUUAAACUUUCCUAUGAAUAGAAUUAAGCAGAUUUUCCUUGCUCAAACGUUGGAUUUCUCUCCUAGAAGUGGAUAUUUUGCACUGGGAAACAACAAGGGCAAAGCCUUAUUGUAUAGGUUGCAUCAUUAUUCAGAUUUCUGAGGUGGGAGAUGGGUUUUUGCAGAUCCAGUUAAACUACAAAAGAAGUUCUUGUUCAUAUCUUUUUUUUUUUUUUUUACUGUUUUCUAAAUAUAUGUUAAUAAAUGGAAAAUAAAUUAAUAAAACAACUGUUCUUGUUUAAGUUAACAACAGUAUUGUCUUAAUCACAGUGACUUAGUCUGCAGUCCUCCUAAUUUUAAUAAAUGCACUUUAUCUCUAAAUGUGAGAAAAUAGAAACACCUGCUGGUAUUUAGGAGAAACAUAAGCAAAAGUCUAACCGUACAAUUAACUCUGCCUGUUAUUUUCUUUCUUUUAUGAAUGAUUGCCUCUCCUCAAGACCCCUGCUCCAACUCUCUUUUUCUUAGAAGAUGACCUAAUCUCUUAUUUAACUGAGGAGAUUGAGGUCAUCCUUCAUGAACUCCCUCAUCUUCCACAUACAAUUCCUCUAAGGCCUGUCCUUUUCCAUUCUGUCUUUUUUUUUUUUUUUUUUUUAAGUUCUAUAGGGUAAGAUAGCCCACUUCCAUAUGAAAACCAACCUUUCCACUUGUGGGCCCUUCAUCAUCUUUCCUUCCAUUUCCUUAGCAACCUUGCUCUAUGUAUCAUUUUCUGUUCUGUUUUCAUUUUCAAUUUCUCCUCUGCUAGCCCUUUUUCUUCUGCUUAUAAUCAUAUUCAGGUCUUUCCACAUUAAAAAUAAAAAAGCUCUCUGUGGACUUAGAUACUUUCUCACAUUGGCUUGCAGUGUCUCUCACCACAAUAUGCUAUGAAACUACUCCCUGACCUUUUAGUUAAGGAAUGCAGUAGCCUUUUCUCAGUUCUCAUCUUUUUUUGCCUUUUUGGCCAUUCAACCUCUACUGGAUACUUUGGCCUCUUUGCUUCUGUAAUACUGUUCUUUUCUGCUGGCUGCCCUGGCAAUCCUGUCUACUUCUCUAGUUUCAAUAAUUACCUCUAUGUAUGACUCUAAAGUCUUACACUUACACUUACUUUAUCCUUUGGCUCCAGGCAUACAUCUUCAAUUGCUUGUUAGGUUUCUUUAUGUAGCUGUCGCAUAAAUACCUCAAACUCAGCAUAUUCAAAACUGAACUCAUCAUCCCGUCUUUCCUAAUGAAACAACUACCUUCCAAGUUCCCUGUUUGUGUUGAUGGCACUUUAAUGUGCAAUAAAAGUAACAUUUUUUGUCUUCCCUUUUCUUUAAGCUUUCCCUAUCCCUUUUUCCCUUUCUACCUCUUUCACAUAGAUUUUAUUAUCAAGUCCUACUGAUUCUACUUAGUAUCAUUUUCUAGUAUUUCUGGUAUCAUUUAUAUUUCCUGCCACUUUCAGUAGAUUAUUCCAUUCAUUACCUCUCACCUGGGCUUAUGCAGUAGUGACCUCCUCAGUGCUUUCACUAACUCUAGGUAUUCCAGUCCACUUCAUACAUACUAACACCAUAAUUUUUAGACAGAAAUCUAACUAUGUCACUUCUCUACUCAAAAAUGUCUUUUCUCCAUUCUACUGGCUAUUGGAUAAAAUAUCAACUCAGUCUGGAAGACUGUUCUUCACAGUCUCCCCUGGACUUUGAUUUCCAACCUUAUUUGACAUUAUUUCCUUUUUAUGCAGUCUGCUUUCCAGCUCAAUUUGAUGACUAGAUAUUUUCUUAUCUUUCCCUGUCCUUUCUUCUUCACAUUUACACAAGUUAUCUCCCCAUGCCUUGAAUAUACACUCCUUUUUUCCUUCUCCAAAUGUUUGUAUAAGUUAUCUACUCAUGCUAUGAAUGUAUAUUCCUUUUUUCCCUAUGCUUGUUGAAAUCCUUUCUUUUGAUGAGCCAGCUCUUAUUUCCAUGAAACCUUUGAUUUUCCUCCUCAGCAAAUGAAAAUGAUCUUUGCUUUUCUUGAAUUGUCCUCUUACACUCUGGUUUUUUCUUUUGCUCCUGUUGCAUUAUCUUGUGUUCUACUUAUUAGUAUAUAUGUCUUAACUCUUUUGUUAGAUUGUAAGGUUUUUGAGAGUGAGAACAAGGAUUAUGGUGUUUUUCAUUUUUGUAUCCAAAAAGUUGCUAGUAGAUUUUGAAUGUUUAAACCAAAGUUAUUUGUUAGAAACAUCUAGAUGGUAUAGUGAACAAAAUGCUGAACUUGGAGUCAGGAAAGCCUAAAUUCAAAUCCUGCCUUAGAAACUUACAGUAAAUGACCCUGGGCAAAUCUUUAACUUCUUAGCCUCAGUUUUCUUACCUGAAAAUGAGGAUGAUAGUAGCACCUACAUCACAGAAUUGUCUCAGUUCAAAUAACAUAAAGCAUUUUGUAAACUAUAAAACAUUAUAGAGAUACUAUUGUUGUUAAAUAAACUAUAAUUAUACUGAAAU
Molecule: messenger RNA, 4126 nt
Organism: Sarcophilus harrisii (Tasmanian devil)
Lineage: Eukaryota; Metazoa; Chordata; Mammalia; Dasyuromorphia; Dasyuridae
Gene: UTP18
Product: UTP18 small subunit processome component
Exons: 14
Coding region: 136-1800 (554 amino acids)
Biological process (GO): rRNA processing
Cellular component (GO): Pwp2p-containing subcomplex of 90S preribosome; small-subunit processome
Molecular function (GO): protein binding
Source: RefSeq, a predicted model, not a curated record